Molecule: messenger RNA, 234 nt
Organism: Strongylus vulgaris
Lineage: Eukaryota; Metazoa; Nematoda; Chromadorea; Rhabditida; Strongylidae
Source: the annotation of a GenBank genome assembly
AUGCCUGGAAUGCCCGGACGCCCUGGUCUUCCUGGACCACGCGGAGUUCCUGGAAAUGAUGGGCCACCAGGAGAACCCGGCCCAGUUGGAAUCCCUGGACCUCAAGGACAGCCAGGAAAAGACGGUUUCGAUGGAAUGCCCGGUAAUCCUGGUCAGGCUGGUGUACAAGGAAACGUUGGAGGCGACGCUGAAUACUGUCCUUGCCCCCCAAGAAGGAGAAAAGCUAGAGCUUAG